Molecule: messenger RNA, 2151 nt
Organism: Closterium sp. Naga37s-1
Lineage: Eukaryota; Viridiplantae; Streptophyta; Zygnematophyceae; Desmidiales; Closteriaceae
Source: the annotation of a GenBank genome assembly
AUGCAUCUCGCGAGGGUGCUCUCCGCCACGUGUCGCAAUGCGGUGAAGCAGCGCGGCGCCGUGGCGGUAGGACCGUCGCUGCCCGCAGCACUGCAGCAGCAGCGGCGGCACCAGAGCGGGCAGCAGAGCGGGCAGCUGAGCGGGCAGCAGAGCGGCCUCGCGGAUUUCUUCGAACAGGGUCGCACGCCCGACGCGUCCGUCACCACCGGACGGGGAUGGCAGGCGUGGGAGCUGCGGCACAAGUCGUUCGAGGACCUGCACGGGCUGUGGUACGUGCUGCUCAAGGAGAAGAACCUGCUCUACUCGCAGAAGCAGAUGCUGCAGUCGCAGGGCCGCCGCAUGGUGCAGCCGCACCGCAUCCGCCUCGUGAAGGCAUCAAUGUGUAGAAUAAAGCAAUCCACCCGCUCUGCCCCCCUCCGCCCCUCCGCCUCUUCUCCCCACCCCUUCGUCCGCGCACGGGUGGAGCGCGCGAUGGCGGCGCAGCGGGCGCCGCCGAGCUUCCGCCUGCGCGCGUACUACGGGAUCGACUUCCCGGGGAAGGUGACGCUGCUGGUGGCGCAGUCGCUGCUCUCCUUCGCCCUCGCCGCGACCCUUUUCGGUCGCUACGCUGUUACUGUCAACCUGGUUCGGCGGUUCUGGCCUCUGCUGCCGGCGCAGCUCACCAGUUUCCUCGUGGGGUUCUCAGCAGCCUUGGCUCUCCUCCUCGCCUUCGCCUAUUCCCUCACGCUCUCCGCCAACCUCCGCACCUCCCUGCUCCUCCGCCCCCGCCUCGCCCGCCACAUGCUCGCGCUCGUGCCCGCCUGGCAACCGGUCCGCACCGCUCUGGACCUGGGGAGCGGCCGUGGGGUGCUGCUAGCAAGCCUGGGGCUGCAACUACUGGAGUGUGGAGGGGAGGGGCGGGCGAUUGGGUUUGAUAGCUGGGAGACCAAGAGCCGUGCUGCUGGUGGUGGUGCCAAUGGUGGGGUUAAAGGUGGAAGCAGAUUGGAAGUGGAACGGAGCAGAGCUUUAAAAGGUGCAGAUGCAGGUGCUGGUGAUGCUGAUGCUGGGGAUAGUGUCAGUGGUGGUGCUGCUGGUGGGGCUGAUGGUGCUUCCGUAGACGCUGGCGCCACUGGCAGCAGCAGCAGCAGCAGUGGGAGGCACGUGCGGCACAGAAGGGCGGAUAAAGCCAAAGCAGGCCACCCAGGCAGGAGUUCGGCCGGAACAAUUUCCCCUGCUCCUGCUGCUGCUGCUCCAGCGAGCGGGCUAGCAGCAGUGUCAGCGGCAGCAGUGGGGAGCAUGGCGGGGGCGCUGAGAGCAGCAGCGAGGGAGGGCGUGGGGGCGCUCGUGACGUGCAAGACAGGGGCGUUUGACCGCCUGCCCUUCCCUGACAGCUACUUUGACGUUGUUAUUUCUGCCCUUCGCCUGCACGCCAUUGCUUCGUAUGUGCCAUGUGCCGUGUCUCAUGUGCCGUGUCUCAUGUGCCGUGUCUCAUGUGCCGUGUCUCAUGUGCCGUGUCUCAUGUGCCGUGUCUCAUGUGCCGUGUCUCAUGUGCCGUGUCUCAUGUGCCGUGUCUCAUGUGCCGUGUCUCAUGUGCCGUGUCUCAUGUGCCGUGUCUCAUGUGCCGUGUCUCAUGUGCCGUGUCUCAUGUGCCGUGUCUCAUGUGCCGUGUCUCAUGUGCCGUGUCUCAUGUGCCGUGUCUCAUGUGCCGUGUCUCAUGUGCCGUGUCUCAUGUGCCGUGUCUCAUGUGCCGUGUCUCAUGUGCCGUGUCUCAUGUGCCGUGUCUCAUGUGCCGUGUCUCAUGUGCCGUGUCUCAUGUGCCGUGUCUCAUGUGCCGUGUCUCAUGUGCCCUCAAGUGGUGCAGCAGGGAGUGAGAGUGGCGCCUCAAAAUACAUCCUUCUCUCCCCCACUCCCUUACCCCCUUCCCUUGACCCCUUUCUUUCUCGUUUCCCCUCCUGUCUCUGCCCCCCCACUCACAUGACGGGUACUAGAGGACACAGAUCCACCAGCAGGAGAGAGGGAGCGACAGAGGGUGCUGCAGCAGGUGGUGAGAGUGCUCAAGUGCUGAAGCCGGGGAAGAGGGUGGUGCUGUGGACUUCCCACUCCCUUUCCUUAUUUCCCCCCUCCCCCGUCCCCCUCCUUUCUCUGCCCCACCAUCCACAUGACAGGUGUUAG